AUGGGAGGGCAUUCCCUGUGGGAAGAAAAGCGAGCUGACGGCAUUUAUCGGUUUGAUCCAGUUACUUACGAAGUCGAAUUUAUUCCCGUCAUGAAGCUUCCGUUGAUUAUAUUUUACUCAGAUAAUUAUCUUGAAGCCAAGAAUUUGGAAAAACAGGCCACCACUUCAUCGGACCUUGACACAACUGAAGCUGAAGAAGACGAACUUGGCGAAAAGGAUAGGGGUUUGAAACCUACAAGAAAAAGACAGCGACGACCGUCAUCGUCAUCUGAAGAGGAAGAAAGGAACCAUUCUCAAAGUUUCUCAAGUAAAUCGAUAAGUAUUAGGGAAGAGGAUUUACUAGAAUUUGACGGAAGUAAAUACCAACUUCAUGUCGUUGUCAACGAUCCAGCUGGGUUGAAUUCGCCAACAUCACAAAUACCAACAUUACCAAGUCCAAAUAGUGAACAUCAAGUAGCCGCAGGGUCAGGAAAUCAUUAUUGGUCAUCCCCCCCUCUCUCACAAGUUGAUGUCCCGCCUCCUGUGAGGACUCAGGCUGGGAAUGCAGAAAUCGCUGCUACCCGUAUUCGUGGAGUGACUUUGGAAGAUAUUUAUCUUCGUCAAGUUGCACUGGAGCGAAUGGUCGCAAAUGGAAUCUCAGAUAUUCGCCAAGAUAUUCGCACUCUGCUACUCCGGACCGAUGACGCUAAUUCAUCUGUAGAAAAUAGUGUUGUUAUUCCAGUGAACCUCCCCCUGGAAAACGAAUCUGAUGUUUUAAUUCUGGAGGAUUGGCUAAAGGAAAAAGAUAAUUGCUCGAAGCUCGUAGAAAUUUUCAAGAGAAAUGGAGGCAAAUCAGCACUGAAAGUUGUUACUGGAAUUUUAGCAAGUACCCUCACUAAAGGCUUGGCUGAAAAAAUAAAUUACGUUGGCACAAAUGGGAAAACAGCAUUUAACAAUUUAAAAUUGAAUCGUCUAGUUAUCGAAGCCACCCUAGCCAGUGAAUUUGGGAAAAAAUUGACAAUAUCGGAAAUUGUGGGAAUUAUUCAACGCUGGUUAGGGAACGCAAAAGACUUGGAUGGUGGCAGAACUUCCAGAAAAACAACGAAUGUCGUCGUACCGGACGAGGAGGAGGAGGGUUAACGAAGAAGCAAAUACAUUACUUCAAGAGCUUAA
This is a messenger RNA of Folsomia candida, 1152 nucleotides long. RefSeq lists its product as uncharacterized. The transcript is spliced from 6 exons. Lineage: Eukaryota; Metazoa; Arthropoda; Collembola; Entomobryomorpha; Isotomidae. The coding region runs from base 1 to 1119 and encodes 372 amino acids. The record is from RefSeq and is a predicted model, not a curated record.